GUUAAACGAAAAUGUUCCGAAAGAAAGAUUGGUUACCGAAACGUAUCUGUGUUCCACGUAAGAGUGUCUCACUUGGUGACUCGUCAUCUUGGGUGGAUUCUUUCGGCCCCACAAACAAUGUCCCACCGAAACGGUCAUUCAGCCGCGUUGCACCCCAUUCGGGAAUCGUAAUGAAUCCAGAGAAUCAAGAAGAUCAAUGUUGUAUCGACAUUUCACCCACGUCAUCUCCGGAAGGAGAAACCUUGGAGUUUGGCCAUCAGCUAUUAAGUAUCGAGAACUUAGAUGAACCCACUUCGUCGGCGAAUGAGUUUCAGCAGCUCCAAAAUUUGAUUUCUGGUAACUGUUCAUCUUCAGUUUCCUCUCAAAAUGAAAAUGCCGUAAUUUGCGAGUAUUCCCAGCCAAGCUCUUCAAUUGAAAUUGUCGAUAGAGAUGAAUGUACAAACCUCGAUGAAUCUAAUUUUGAUUCUUUAUGUUAUCUUACUGAGUUGCAACGCGAUUGUUCAGUGCUUCCGUAUACAAAUCUGACCAUCAAAUCUCUUCCCCAUCGAAUACCUGCUAAUAGUAUCUUGCGAAAACUCCAUCAUUUGAUCAAACGUAACUCUUCAGAACGUUCUAUCUGGCUGCACCAACGUUCAACUCAAAAUAUCCUAGAUUCUACUAAGCAUACUUCAAAAACUUUUCAAAUUCUCAAGGUAUUCCAUAAUUAUUCAAAUAAUUUGUCUGGAUUGGCAGCAUUUGGUGUACGUGAAAUUAUAGCACCUUUAGAAAAUAAAGCUGAAGUACCUAAUGAUAAUGAAGAUGUACCGAAUAAAUUCGCUAUUCUGCUUCUACCUAUUUCUGGCGUAUCUUCUGGGACAGAAGAAUUGUUUUCAUUCACUGCAGCAAAUCUCGUUUUAGGUGAUGAUUUAAAAUGUGGAGAUUCUAUCGUUAUAUUUAAUCCUUGGUCGACAUUUACUUCCGAUGAAUUCAAUAAUUUACCUAUUAUGCAUUCGUUCUUCUGGGUUGAACGUUUAAAACAUGGGGUUUCAAGUGAAGUAGAAAAUGAUUUUCCUAAUUCCCAAAUAAACUCUGUUAAACCUGAAGUAAUUAAUUGUUCAUGUUUAAUAUCAUGUGAUCCAUCUGUUAUUAUGAAUUGUUCUAAACGUUUUAAAAGAUUAGCACAGUCAAACUCAUCUACCACUCAAGCGUUUCAACUUUCCUCUGGAAAUUUAUUGACAGAAAUAUUUACUAGAAAAUGUUUUCUAGUCUUGGGUUGCUAUCGAUUUUGGUUACUGAAGAAACUGAGAUAUAUUUUACUAGUUUGGCAUUACAACGAUUGUCCUGGACUUAUUCUUCUACCGGACCAAUUAGUAUAUUCGAGUAACUUCAACAAUCCUGUUGUUUCUUGUCAAGAUUUUCAUAUUGGAAGUGUGUACACAUCUGAGUCACUUUUACAACUUCCUACUGAUCAAUUGCAAGACAAUGUUCAAAAAGAAGUACUUUAUCAUUUAAAUGAAAUUAGACUUAGUUUGGAAUCGAAAUAUGUCAAUAGUUUCAAUCACUUCAUUCAUGGUUCAACGAUUCACAAUAUUCCUACCACUGAAAAACAGUUCAUAGAUCAUUCAAACUGUUCUAUAAAGUUAUGGGAAGCUCGCGCAUCUCAUUUCUAUUUGAUGGAAUCAAAUUAUGUUCACUUUAAUUUAUCAACUCCGUACAAAAUUAGUCUGGAUUAUUGUACGCGUUGUUCCAUCAGCGGUUACUUUUUGCUUGAGCCAACUGAAGGUUCACUUGCAAAAGAUAUUGCUUUAGAUUGGUGCAACACUGAAAGUAAAAAAUUGAAAUGUUCUUCAAAAAAUACAAUCAUAUCUAUUGGUGAACAAAAAUUUACGCGAAUAUUUUAUUUGUGGGUUUCUGAGUCUGUUACAUCGACAUUAAUCCCAUGUAUUUGUUUAAUUGAUGUUAUUUCACCUAUGGAAUUAAUUUAUGAACAUUUAUUUGCUGUUUCAUCAACAUCGAACUUUUUAUCGACUACUGGAUUCGGUGUUUAUUUAAACAUUGAUGAAGCAUUGUUUUUUGGUAAUUUCAUUCUUCUAGAUCGUUAUACAUUACUUAAAACUGAGAAUUAUUUGCAACAUUCUUUACCAAUAUAUUCGCUAAAAAAUUCUCUCUUCAAACAGAUUUAUUCAAGUCACAUUUUAAUACAGUCACUUGAAGAUGUGAAUAAGUUACGUGUUCAUCAAAUUGUUAGUUUUUCAGGUACAUUGAUUCGUGUAGACACUAGUCGAUCACAUGUUUGGCCUAUUUGUCCUUAUUGUGCAUGCGCUGAUUUUGAAAUUCAUCCUAGUGUUGUUGAUAAUAAAACCAAACAUUUUUCUAAACAAGAAAAUUUGAAAUGUGUCCGAUGUUUGGCGCAUUUAUCAAAUCCUCUUCAACGAUUAGAACUAGAAGUACAAGUUUUAAUCAAUUUUGAUAAUGAUCAAUCCAAUGUUAAUAAAUUGAAAAGACAUAAAUCAUCGGUAGAAUUUACACUGAACAUGGCUUCUUGGCGACUUUGUAAAUUACUGAAUGUGACACAAUCAAAUCUACUGAAGGAAUCAGGUCUUAAUGCACAAGAUUUAGUAAAUUGUAAUUUAGACAAUGUAAUCGGAAUAAUUGUGCAUAUACCGAACAAAGUGUUUUCAACCAAUAAUCUACAAAAAUACACUGGUCAUUUGAGAAAUAUUUAUGUGAUCGAAUUAGAUCAAAUGAAAAAAAUGACAAUUAAAUCCUGUAAAAAUGACCUUGUAAAUCAUAAUAACUAA
Messenger RNA from Schistosoma turkestanicum, 2780 nucleotides. The record is from the annotation of a GenBank genome assembly. NCBI's taxonomy places the organism in Eukaryota, Metazoa, Platyhelminthes, Trematoda, Strigeidida, Schistosomatidae.